Molecule: messenger RNA, 450 nt
Organism: Hordeum vulgare subsp. vulgare (domesticated barley)
Lineage: Eukaryota; Viridiplantae; Streptophyta; Magnoliopsida; Poales; Poaceae
Exons: 2
Coding region: 34-450 (138 amino acids)
Cellular component (GO): MICOS complex; mitochondrion; mitochondrial inner membrane
Source: RefSeq, a predicted model, not a curated record
GAGAAACCCUCGUGCCUUCCUAUCCUCCCUCCCAUGGCGGAGUCGUCCGAGAACGCCGCCGCGGCGCCCGCGCCCGCGCCACCUGCCACCCCUGCCCCGGCCACGGUCCCAUCGCCGGCGCCGAAGAUGUCCCCGCCUGCCAGCUCCGGGAUCCCGCCGCGGUACGACCUGAACGCCAAGUGGGACGCCUGCCUCGACCUCUCCAUCCGCCGCGUCGCCUACUCCUCCCUCGCCGGCGCCUUCGGGGGCCUCAUCCUCUUCCAUUUCCCUUUAUCGUGCCUUACCCUUGUAUGGUAUGUUUGUAUUUAUUUACAGAUGCAGAUCUUUGUGAAGAUCCUCACCGGCAAGACCAUCACCCUCGAGGUCGAGUCCUCUUACACCAUUGAAAAAUUUCAAGGCCAAGAUCCAGGAGAAGGAGGGCAUCCUCUGACACCAUUGCAAAACUACUAA